AUGUAUCCUAUAUCAAAUAGCAAUAAUAAUAGAGUAAUUAAUGCUGCUCAACACAUGCAACAGACGCUUACUCAACAACAACAACUUCGACAACUUCAAUCAGUGCAACAAUUGCAAUCAAUUCAACCAACUCAAUCAAUACAACAAUCAGCUCAAUCAGCACAACCAAUACAUUCUGUUCAAGCUCCACCUUAUCGAAAUCAACAAAUAUUACGACAACCGCGUGUGGCACCAAUAAAUUUAAGAGCUUCACAACCUACUCAACCCAUUCAAUCCGUUGGGCCUAAUUCUUUAACACCUGCAUCACAUGAUCAACAACAACAGCAACAUCAUACUACUACUAUACAAUUGCCAUUACCUUCUGAAUUGGAACCACACCAGACAACUCAUUCUUGGACAAUUCGCGGUUUUCAAGAUUUGACUAAAUUGAUGCACGGUGAUGCUUUUAUAUAUAGUGAUAGAUUCAAAUCACCAAGAGAUUCUGAUUAUGUAUGGAGAAUGAAAGUGUAUCCAAAUAGAUAUCAGAAUGAAGUUUCUUUAUUUCUAGAAGCUAUUCAAACACCUUUUGAAAAAAAAAAUUGUUUUGUGAGAAGGAAUAACAUUGAAUUUCAUUUCUCCGUUUAUCAAUUAUUAAAAGAUUCUUCUUCCACCUUUUCUUCUUCUAAUGAUAAUAAUAACAUUGAUAACUGCUCUUCUUCCGCUUCUACUUCUUCCUUUUUAACAUCACCUUCAGUAUUAAAAGAUUCUUCAAAAGAGACUCCACGAUUGGUUUAUGUAUCUGAUAGAUUCAAAUGGAAUUUUGAUUUACAAGGUCAAUGCGGUUAUUGGGGAAUACACUCUAUUGGGACAUUUCAAGAUCUUUUUCAAAACCAUGUGAAUAAUGGUGUUGGUAGUGUUGGUCAGAAAAGAAUAAAGAUUGAAGAGGAUGUCAAUAUAUUUAUAAGAGUUCAUAUUCACACUUAUACUAAACCACAACUACAGGACUACUAUAGAGAUUUUGAUGCUAAUAGCAGCAAUAGUUUUAUUUUAGCAAUGGUGGAGUUUAUAUUCAAUGAACAAGAUAAUUAUGAUGUUGUUAAUAAGAAUAUUGAUUUUAUAAGUGAUAAUUCUAAUUCUUGUCCUACAUCAUCAUCUCCAUCAUCCCCUUCUUCAUCUUACACUUCCAGUCCAUCUAAUAUAAGAACAAUCAAAGCUCACAAAGUCUUACUUUCGCAACGAUCAGAAUAUUUUGAUAGCAUGUUCAAAAGUGGUUAUAAAGAAUCUACGAUGAAGAGAAUACCAAUUAAAAAAAUUUAUAUUAAUGCUGAUAUGAUGCGAUUAGAACAUCUAGCAAAAUUGACUUCUGAACGGUUAUCAUAUAUGAUAAAUCAUGAUACAUGGGAUCAACUGUUGAAGAUUACCUGGCGAUCAAAUAUCGCACCAGCUAGUAGAUUACAAUUGAAAAAGGUGAUUUUGGAGUAUGUAUAUAAGAAUUGGUCAUUUUUAAAGGCUACUGAGAGUAUGAAAAAUUUAAUUUCUACUUCGUCUAUUGAAAAUAUUGAAGAGUUGAUGGAAACUAAAAUGUUUGGUGUUUCUAAUUAA
Messenger RNA from Entrophospora sp. SA101, 1581 nucleotides. The record is from the annotation of a GenBank genome assembly. NCBI's taxonomy places the organism in Eukaryota, Fungi, Glomeromycota, Glomeromycetes, Entrophosporales, Entrophosporaceae.